Messenger RNA from Ostrea edulis (European flat oyster), 1395 nucleotides. RefSeq names its product zinc finger protein SNAI1-like. The record is from RefSeq and is a predicted model, not a curated record. Bases 171 to 1202 code for a protein of 343 amino acids. The transcript is spliced from 3 exons. Gene Ontology annotation, biological process: regulation of transcription by RNA polymerase II. NCBI's taxonomy places the organism in Eukaryota, Metazoa, Mollusca, Bivalvia, Ostreida, Ostreidae. Gene Ontology annotation, molecular function: RNA polymerase II cis-regulatory region sequence-specific DNA binding; DNA-binding transcription factor activity.
GUUACAGCGCCCUCUCGUUGAUUUUAUAAGUAUGAAGUCUAGACUUUUUGAACAUCUCAUAUUUUCCUUUUAGAGUGAAGACUGGCGAAAAUAUUUCAAACUCAACAAAACGAUUACUUGUAACAAACGCCAAAAUAGGUUGAUCCAGAGAUUUGCCUACAGGAUAAUAGAUGAUGUUUCCUUCCUUACCUUACAGUCGUGCUGAUGUCCACAUGGUUGGCGGACAAUUCAUCAUCCCUUCAAUUCCUGGUAGAACACUUCAACCACCGCAAGCUCACUCCUCUCAUGUCAACAGACAGCAGCAGACCACGCCGACUUCCGGUGAUCGCCAGUCUCUGAGUUCCACUCUGUCCUCACCUUCGUUACGGACAUUGAAUCCGAGUUCAACCGAGGCGUCUACUUCCCAGAGUCUAGCACUAGCUACCAUGCCGGGUAUACACCGGAUGCCGGUCCCGAGCACGUUCUUCCAGUAUCCCGGGGCGUUUUACCCGACUUUUCAGGGCGGGAAUGCAGGUGACUUUAAACAGUUUAGUGUGGCCCAACUACAAGCUUUCAAUGCUCACGCUGCAUUCCCGGCAGAUCUUUCAAAAGUGAAAACACCCAUUAUUAAUAGAAACUAUCUCGAGCUUGCUAUGCUUGUCUGUAACACUUUUCGCGGGAAACUUUUUCCGUGUCCACAUUGCCGAUACGUCACGGAUCGACGUAACAACCUGAAAAGACACAUUUCUACCAUGCACCAAACGUGCGACAAAGUGCUGGAGUGUUGUGGUGUUACGUUCGGAACCAAGGCGUCAUUGAGGGAACACAUUAUGAUUUUUCAUCACAAUGGUUACUCCUGUCCCUACUGUGGACGAAGGUUUUGUCGUAAAGCAUUACUAAAGCGCCAUCUGUCUGUUCACAGUGGCCAGAAAGAUUUUUCCUGUCCCCACUGUGAUUACGCUACAAGUCAUAAGAGUAAUCUGGAGCGACAUAAACGUAUCCACGAACGACUGAGGUCUUUGGACGAAAAUAAGACUUCACUCAUUGACGAAGAAACACUGUGUGGGCAGAUGACAGCUUCUUCUGCGUCAUCCAAAGCCCAGGAUACCGAACCCGAUGAGAAGUUGCAAUUGUUUCAACACACUAUUGAUAUCGAGGAUUCAGAAAUCUCGGACAAUGAGGAAAUAAAUGUAACCUCAACAGAAGAUGAUAUAGAGGUUUAAACUAUUGAAUGUUUCGUGAAGACCAAUUUACAAUGUUUUUUUUUAAAAAAUGAAUCACACUUUUUAGCACAAAUGUAUCACAUAGGUAAUAUUUUUCACAGAGUAAUAAUUUGCAAGACUCAAUGUCUAAGUAUAGAUAAAGAUAUUAAAAACUUAAAAUGACAUCCGUUUUGUUUAAAUGUUUUGACAAUAA